Messenger RNA from Cynara cardunculus var. scolymus (artichoke), 2489 nucleotides. Its product is annotated as probable E3 ubiquitin-protein ligase EDA40. The coding region runs from base 53 to 2347 and encodes 764 amino acids. Lineage: Eukaryota; Viridiplantae; Streptophyta; Magnoliopsida; Asterales; Asteraceae. The transcript has 2 exons. The record is from RefSeq and is a predicted model, not a curated record.
CCCCCUUCUCUCUUCUCUCAUCCAUCUUCUUCUUUCCUACUCCUGAUUCCAAAUGGGUACUGGUUGGCGAAGAGCUUUCUGCACUACAAUCCCUAGAAAUUCUUCCGAUUCUUCUGUUCUUGGUGACGUCCAACAAAACCCAAAUCCCACCCCACGGUCUUCCGGGAAACUUGCCUUCUUCAAGACUUCUUCUGCUUCUAAUCCUUCCACUCCUCGAUUGCAAUCUAAUUGGAGCUUACGUUCCAGAAACAGCAACAAUGGCGGAGGUGCUGAUGAUACUGUUACUGAUUCGAAUGUAUCGACACCUCGACUGCGGUUACGUGCUAAAACGAAUGAUAAAUCCGACGGUGGUGGUGAUGAUGGUGGUAAGUUUCAGUCGUCGGUGAUUGAUAAUCUCAAUAUCACUCCCAGGUUAAGAUGCAAAACCAACAUGAAAAAACCGAAAUCGUCGUUACUAGGUUCGAAUCCUUCUUCUCCGAGAUCUCCGUUCUCGAUCUUCAAAAGCUCGUUGGGGUUUUCACGAAGUAAUUGUGGAUUGUGUCUUCAAAGUGUUAAAACCGGCCACAAAACCGCCAUUUUCACAGCGGAAUGCUCACAUACCUUCCAUUUUCCAUGUAUUUCUAAACAUGUGAAGAAGGAGAAGGUUCUCGAAUGCCCCAUCUGCAAAUCUGCUUGGAGAGAUGGUUCGUUUCUCGCCAUCCACAAGCUUCAAUCCAACAAUGAAAUCGAGAAAUUAAACGAUGAUAAAACGGAAAAUUCAAUCACAACUCCUAAAUCAAAACACGAUUUGUCGAGAUCGCAAGAAACCUGCGUCAAACCAAAAGCAUACGAUGACGACGAACCACUACGAACACCAAGAGCCGGCGGUGGUGGAAUUAUUCCGAUACCGGAGGCGGUGGAGGAGAAUGAAGAUGUUGACGUUGAUGAAGAGUUCAAAGGAUUCUUCGUGAAUCCGGUCUCUUCCUCCACAGCCGAUGAAUUCCGGCGAGAUUUUAAGAAUGUGGAGGUGAUGUUGAUGUCGGAAGUUGCCGUAAUUUCUUCAACUCAAUCACAUGAGACUUACGCCGUCGUGUUGAAGGUCAAAGCUCCGCCACCGUCUCCGCCAGUUGGGGCGGCGCAUAUGCUGAACCAAUCGAGACGUGCGCCUAUUGAUUUAGUCGCUGUUCUCGACGUGAGUGCCAGUAUGGGAGGAGCCAAGCUUCAGAUGCUUAAGCGAGCUAUGCGCUUAGUCAUUUCCUCGCUCGGCUCGACUGAUCGUCUCUCCAUUGUGGCUUUCUCAGCUUCCCCAAAACGGCUUCUCCCUUUAAGAAGAAUGACUUCCAAAGGUCAACGUUCGGCUCGGCGUAUUAUUGACCAGCUUACUUGUAGCCGAGGUACCUGCGCCGGUGAAGCUCUCAGAAAAGCCACCAAAGUACUUGAAGAUCGGCGUGAAAGAAAUCCGGUUGCCAGCAUAAUUCUAUUAUCCGACGGUCAGGAGGAGCACGUGACGGAUAAUAAUAAUUCAAAUCAAAGGCAACCAUCUUGCCACGUGUCAUCUACCCGCUUCGCUCAUGUUGAAAUACCGGUUCACACAUUGGAAAAAAAACCCAGUGGGUAUAGCCAUCAAACAAACGAUCCGGCUGAAAAUGCGUUUACGAAAUGUGUCGGCGGUUUGCUCAGCGUGGUGGCUCAAGAUUUAAGAAUUCAGCUAGGUGUGGCUCCCGGUUCAGACCCGGCUCAGAUAACCGCUGUUUAUUCAUGUAACGGGAAACCGACGGUGCUAAACUCCGGUUCAGUUCGGUUCGGAGAUCUAUACGCUGAGGAAGAAAGGGAAGUUUUGGUCGAAAUGAGGGUCCCACGGUCAAACAGUGGGUCGCACCAUGUGCUAUCGGCUCGGUGCAGCUACAACGAUCCGGCUACACAAGAAACUGUUUACGGUGGAGAAAAGGCGUUGCUGGUGGCUAGAGCACAGACCGUUAGAUCAUCUUGUUCUCCAAAGAUCGAACGGCUGAGAAACCUCUUCAUUGCAACACGAGCCGUGGCGGAGUCUCGGCUGCUGGUGGAACAUAAUAAGCUGACGACGGCUCAUCAUCUGCUAUCAUCGGCUCGGGGCCUGUUAAUGCAGUCGAUAUCGGCUGAAGAGUUUGUAAAAGGGUUGGAAUCGGAACUGAUGGAUGUUGAAUGGAGGGUACAAUAUCAGCAGCAGAUGGUACAACAACAAGGUGUGAUGAUGGUGGAUGAAAAUGGGGAGCCGUUAACGCCAACGUCGGCUUGGAGGGCGGCUGAGAAGCUGGCUAAAGUUGCGGUGAUGAAGAAGUCGAUGAACAGAGUCAGCGAUCUGCACGGCUUUGAAAAUGCUAGGUUUUAGUUUUUAUUAUUUUUCUAGAUUUUUUUAUAAUAUUUUUGGUUUUUAAUUUAAGAAAAAAGAAAAUUGUUAAUGAAGAAAUGGUGAAUAAAUUAAUGAGAAUGGAAUCAAAAUGGAGAGAAGAAUAUGGCACGUGCUCACUCAA